AUGGCUGCCCCAUCGAUAUUACCGUUAUUUGCCCCACAAGUUGGGGUUCAGCGGGAAUUCCAAGGCAGCGAAACGCAAAUAUCCACGGUCAAUGUCCCAUGCACAGGCCUAAGUAACACGUCUCUUGCCAAUUGGCUACAAGCGGAGCACAGAAAUCAAUUGGAACUUCUUCAGGCUGCAUGGUCAAUCUCGCUUCGGUCUUAUACUGGCUCCAACGACGUCUUGUUUAGCUGCCUGGAUUCGAAAGAAAGGUGCUACUGCCAUGUUUCACCCUCAGAGUCAGUGCGAAGCCUCUUCAAUAUACGCCGCGUGGAGUUGCACGAGGGAAAUAGCACAGCUGGUCUGGGAGCCAACUCUGUCGUCUAUGUUGAUGAAGAAAAUAAAGACAAAAGUGACAGUACGAGACUUGAUGACCUCAGAGAAUUCGAUCUCGCGGUCUAUUUCUCGCAAGGGACAGAGACGAAUUGCCCUGUCGUUGGGAUUCACCACAAACCAUCAGUUAUAUCAACUGAAUUGGCUACAAUGAUUGCAGCAACAGUGGCAAAGGCCAUCGAGGAAGUCGUUUGCCACGUUGAUUGUCUGAUUGAGGCCCUCGAUAUAUGUAGUGAUGCAGACAUCAACUGUAUUUCUCACUGGAACAGGACAUCAGACGAUGGAAUACCUUUUGCACAGUGCAUACAUCACAUCAUCUCCCAAAAGUGUGCGACGCAGCAAGAAUCCAUUGCUGUGUCAGCUUGGGAUGGAGAACUUACCUAUGCAGAGUUGGACAGCCUGUCCUCAGCUCUGGCAAUACGGCUUCAACACCUGGGGGUUCGGCCAGAAGUCUUCGUCCCUCUUAUUUUUGACAAAUCCAAAUGGGCAGUCAUCGCCCUGUUAGGUGUCCUGAAAGCUGGCGGCGCUUAUUUCUUUCUCAAUCCUUCCAAUCCAAUACAAUAUAACCUCGGCUUAUGCUCAUCUCUGUCUCCAGGGAUUGCGCUAUGCUCACCAAGGCAUAGCACACUUGCCAAAUCCCUCGCUGGCAAGGUCGCCCCAGUCGGAGGAGAGCCGUGUGGACUUCUGGAGUCAUUACCUGUCAAUAAAAAGAACCCACUAUGCACAGCGGAAACAGGCCCAUCAAACGCCAUGUAUAUCACUUUCACUUCUGGAACCACUGGUAUGUCGAAAGGCAUAACCACUGAACAUUCUGCCUUUUACUCAAUGGCCAUGGCCAAUGGUAAAGCGCUUCAAGUCAGCCCUACGACGAGGAUGUUACAGUUCGCAUCGUACACAUUCGAUGUGAGCAAUCGCGAUAUGCUUAUUACACUCAUGUUUGGCGGAUGCAUCUGCAUCCCUUCCGAGCUAGAUCGUCUCAAUGACCUCUCUGGAUUCAUAAAUCGCCACUCUGUCAAUUUAGCGAGCUUGACGCCGUCUUUGGCAAGUACUCUGACUCCUGCUUUAUGUCCGAGCAUUCAAGGAUUGGUUCUAGGAGGAGAGCCUAUGAAUGAUAGCCAUAUUUCUGCGUGGGCCAAACACGUGCGGCUUUUCAAUGCCUAUGGGGUGAGCGAAAGCGCCGGAAUAGCAGCUUUGGCAUCUGAUAUCCAAGCAGGCUGCUCCCCAGGCAACAUAGGCUUUGGGUCUGGAUCGACUUUAUGGGUCGUCGCCAGUGACCAACCCGACAAACUGGCACCCAUUGGCGCCCUGGGAGAAUUGGUCAUUGAGGGUCCAUCUGUUGCACGUGGCUAUUUAGGCGACAAAACGCGAACUGAGAAGCAGUUCACGACAACGCCAAAGUGGAAGAAUAGGAUUCGCGAGCAAUUUGGCGAGAGUUAUCCGUCGAAGCGGGCAUUCCACACAGGCGAUUUGGUGCGUUACAAUCUUGACGGUUCUCUGAAUUUCGUGGGAAGAAAAGAUCAUCAAGUGAAAAUCAACGGGCAGCGACUUGAAUUGACGGCAAUUGAACGUCACAUAGCAGCAUGCGUCGAAGUCGCCAAGUCCGGCUUCCUUCAUAUUGCCGUCGUGACCGUCAAGAAUGAGGCAAAUGGCUCCAUUAAGCUUCUCGCCUUUCUGGGGGUUGAUACGUCUAGAGGAUCGGAUACUCCGUCUCAAUUGGUGUCAAAGAAGUUGAAUGAUGUGGAAGCCCUGAAAGCAGCUCUCAAACGAUACCUUCUGCAUUGCUUGCCGACAUUCAUGGUUCCAGUAGAUUUCGUAUUUCUGCAAAACAUGCCACUCACAACAUCAGGCAAAAUCAAUCGGCUCCUUCUACAGGAAGCGGCCGCACAUGCGCUUCUUGAUGACCAGAAGAGGAAUAUUGAUGCACCUGAUUCAAAUGGCAACCAGAUGGCAACCACGCCACAACAGAGAGUUCUGAUCCAAUCUUGGGCCAAGGCUCUGGGUAUUGAAGAUGCAAGCAUCACGUGCGACGACUGCUUCUUUCGGCGUGGUGGUGAUUCCAUUGCAGCAAUCAAAAUGGCAGGCAGCCUUCGUCAGCAAGGUUUUAUCAUAUCGGUGUCUGAUAUCUUCAAUUUUUCCACCUUGUCGGACAUGGCGUCAGUGCUAGUAGAAGACCACAAGCCUUUGUCAGAAGCAGCGCCUGCCUCUUUUUCAUUGAUAGGCAACUCCCAGACCCUUCUCGACGCGAUUGUGGAGGAACUUGGUACAGGCAUUGGCCAGAUCGAGGACGUGUACCCAUGCACUCACAUGCAGCGAGGGUUAAUAGCCCUGACAGCUCAACACCCGCAUGCAUAUAUUGGCAGCUACAUCUGGCAGUUGGCCGAAAUGCUUGACGUGGAGAAAUUUAAGGAUGCAUGGAAGGGAGCUUGGCUCCACAAUCCGAUUCUUCGAACCAGAAUUGUGCAAAUACCAGAUGGUGUCUUUCAGGUCGUCAUGAAGACUGAUAUGCCGUGGAAAACCGUCACUGAUAUCACUGGUCGUGGAGAUGGGAAAGAAUUGAGAGCAAUUGACAUCAAUCACGGCCCACUUAUCCAGUUUUAUUUCAGCAAAGAAGCUUUCCGGCUGGAUAUUCAUCAUUCUUUGUUUGAUGAAUGGUCCCUUGGCCUCAUAAUGGGACAAGUUGAGCGCGCAUACCUCGGGGGAGAACUUCAUACUCAGCCAUUCAGUCCAUUCGUUCACCACCUUCUCCAUGAACGUGACACUACUGUGGAGGACUUUUGGCGUCGGGAAUUCUCUGGCCUCCAGGCGGAGCAUUUCCCAGCUGUUACGUCCAGGCCACUCAACAUUGGACAUUCGACCGAGAAGGUAGUCCUUGAACAUGACCUGCAACUAGGGACCGGAUUCUCCACCAAGUAUACGCUCUCGUCCAUAGUACGGCUUGCGUGGGCGAUUGUCCUGUGGCGCCAAACGGGGAGUGAAGACGUGGUGUUUGGAGCCACUGUCAGCGGCCGCAAUGCGAACAUUGUCGGAAUCGACCAACUGAGCGGACCGACCUUGGCGACACUGCCUGUACGCAUCAAACUCCCGACGAUCCAAACUGUCCACGAGGGUCUCUCGCAGGUUCAAGGCCAAUUUGUCAAUAUGAUGGUCCAUGAACAGACUGGGUUGUCACGCAUUCGACAAGUCGGGAGAGAGGCUGCUGAGGCAUGUAACUUCCAGAAUCUACUCGUCGUGCAACCAUAUGAGCAGCAAACAAAGUCUCUUGUGUUUAAAACAUCAGCCAACUCAACCUCUUCUGAAAAUGCAAAGUCUUUUGCCAGCUACCCGAUGGUGCUGAUAUGCCGUCCAGAAAAGAGUGGAAUCUCAAUGAAAGCAGCAUUUGACCCUGCUAUUCUGGCACCCGCCGCUGGGCAUAGUAUCCUGAAACAGAUGUCGCAUGUUAUCCAGCAGCUUGUGACGUCUGACUCAACACGUAUCGCAGAUGUUAGCCUGGUACCUCCCGAGGAUAUGGCUAUGUUGAGACAAUGGAAUCAUUUGCUCCCGAACGCUGUGAACACUUGCAUCCAUGAUCGCAUUCAAGAAUUAUGCAUUGCCCAACCUGAUGCACUUGCUAUUCACUCCAAAAAUUUGGACUUGACAUAUGGGCAGCUUGAUAAUUAUUCCAAUCAAUUCGCACAGCGUUUGAUCAGCAUCGGGGUCAAGAAGGGUGCGUUUGUACCUCUCUUCUUAGAGAGGUCACCAUGGGUUCCAGUUAUCAUGCUAGCAGUUCUGAAGACUGGCGCUGCCUUUGUGCUACUGGACCUUUCACACCCUAUUCAGAGAUUGCGAACAAUGUGUUCUAUGAUUGAUGCCAGAAUCGUGGUAACUUUCAAGGAGCAUACCGACAUGAGUGGCAACCUUCUACUUCCUGUGAUCGUCUUCGACCCCGAGGCCCAUGUACAGAACCUUGGUAAACAGGCCACAGCGUCCGAGCUCAAGCCACUGACUGAAGUUGCUGCCCCGGACGCCCCUGCGUGCGUUGUCUUUAGCUCAGGCUCGACCGGACUGCCUAAAGGCAUUGUGCUUCCACAUAUUGCUCUCACCACAAGUGCAGCUGUCAUGCGCAAUUAUGGAAUGCUUGGCCCUAGCAGCCGCGUCUUCCAUUUCGCCUCCUUCGCGUUUGACAUAAGCAUCGGUGAGAUUCUGUUUACCCUUGCGGCAGGAGCAUGUGUCUGUGUUCCCCAUGAGGAAGAACGAAAGGGGAAUCCGGCGAAAUCAGCAGAUGAUCUCCAAGUAACCUGGGCACUUCUCACCCCCUCAGUAAUUAAUCUGUUCGAACCAUCAGACGUCCCCACUCUGGAAGUCCUGGGGACAGCUGGUGAACCUCUUACUCCACACAUAGUCGACACAUGGGCUCACAGGGUGAAACUAUUCGGCAUGUACGCACCGGCAGAAUGUACCGUGAUCUCUCACAUCGGGCGAAUUUUGCCCGACACUCACCAUUCCAACAUUGGUCUAAGCCAUGGAGGUGUUUCUUGGGUAGCUGAUCCGUCGGAUCACAAUCGGCUGGUCCCUAUCGGCACAGUCGGUGAAUUGAUCGUCGAAGGCCCUACAGUUUCGUCUGGGUAUCUCAACGAUCCGGAGAAGACAAACGAAGUCUUCAUUACCAGUCCGCCUUGGCUGGACGAAGUCCGUUCCCACUCCGGAAGGAUGUACAAAACGGGAGACCUCGUUAGACAGACUACUGACGGCUCACUUGAGUUUGUCGGAAGGAAGGAUGAUCAGGUAAAGCUGCACGGGCAGAGAGUUGAAGUGGGAGAAGUCGAACAUUGCAUAAACUCUUCAUGCACAGCCAUCAGAACCGCUGCUGUUGAGUGUAUCAAAAUUCGGGAACAAAACAAUCGAGUCUCGCUGGUCGCAUUUAUCAGUCCACAAGCAGAUGAAGACUGGGGGCAGUCCUUGAAUGACCAGUCAUCGGAGGUGGGUCGCUUCGAAUCGAUUAGUUUUCCCAGCGAUCAGUUUUACUCGACGAUCGAAUCAAUGGAAACAUCCCUAAGAGAGCUACUUCCGGCAUACAUGGUCCCGUCCUUCUUCGUGCCGCUUGCAGAUGUUCCUCUCAGCUUGUCAGGCAAGGUCAAUCGGCGUCUACUCCGGGAUCAAUUCAACAGCUGGCCGCUAAAGACACUUGAACUAUACCAAUUGAGACGGAGGGUUGUCCCCAUAGAAGAAGUCCCCCUCACUGUGCAUGGCCGGGAAGUUCAAGAAAUCGUUGGUCAAGCUCUCAAUCUGGAUCCCAAAUCAAUCCCCAUGAACAGCAACUUCUUUGCCCUCGGGGGAGAUUCGAUUUCGGCUAUGCAGGUCUCCAUGCUUGCAAGACGCAGAGGAAUGCGCUUGACCGUAGCGGAUAUCUUCACGCAACAAACUCUCUCAAGAGUAGCGUUGAAGUGCACUACAGAUAAUGGAGAUACCAGCCUGGUCUCUAAGAGUCGGUCUCUCUGUCGCGAGCUAUCUGGAUCAACCAUGAAACCAUCACAUCGUUGCGAAGUCGCUCGUAACAAACUCCCUGGUCACCUACCGCAAGAGAUUGUCGAUAACAUUGUGGAAGCCCUGCCCGCCACCGAAUUCCAAACGAUGACACUCCACAACUUCUACAGCCGAUAUCUCUGGAUCUCACUACCUGACGAAGUCAAUCAAGAGCAUCUACUGAACGCAUGCGACCAACUUGUUCAGAAACACUCCGUCUUGCGCACUGUGUUCUACACAAGCGAUGACAAGUCGGUUGUACAACUGACCUUGCGCAAGAUCCCCAUCAGCUUCGUUCAUUAUUCAAAUAUCGAAAAUCUGGAAAGACAUUGCGCAGAUGAUUCUCUUGCCAUGGGGGUACCUAUCGAUGGCGUGCCAGGAUUCCAGGUACAGCUCGUGACCUUGAGAGACUCAGGAAUGUAUCUCAUUCUGCGAUUACCCCAUGCACUAUUCGAUGGAGUUUCGCUUGAUGUCAUUUGCAAUGAUCUCAGUGCUGCAUACAGCGGAAAUUUGCUUCCACCUUGUGCUCAAUUUUCGGACCAUAUUCGACAUGUGUGGGACAAAAGGACACCCGAAACGUACAAUGUAUGGAGAGGAGUAUUGGGAGAGGCCCCAAUGACCAGCUUGAACAACAAAUACUUGCGCAAUUGGGGCAGUGCCGGUGAAAUGGGGAACCCAAACAUGGGCACGAAUUUGGAAGAGCCAACAGUGGUGACAGCAAUAGCGGAGACUUUGCCAAUCUCCCCUCCGCCCAAUAUCACAUUGGCGACAUUAGUCAAACUGGCAUGGGCAAUCACUCUCUCUCUAUUGUUUACCUCAACCGAAGAAGAGGAUGGAGGCUCGAACGAUGUUGUUUUUGGCCAGGUCAUACAUGGCCGAGGACUUGGAAUCUCCCACGAGGACCGCAUUGUCGGUCCAUGCCUCAACAUCAUCCCGGUGCGAGUACGCUUGCCUCCGCGAUCGAAUAAACUCGACCUCCUUGGUCAGGUUCAGAAGCAGCACAUUCAAACCAUGUCUGUUGAGAAUCUUGAACUUGGCGAGAUCGCCCAGAACUGCACAUCUUGGAAGGCUGGAACAAGAUUCGGCAGCUUUAUCAGGUUCCAAAACUUCGCCAACAACGACUCGACUUGUUCUUUUGAUGGAUCUGCCCGUGAAACAGGCCUGUACAGCCUUCCGAACCGACCAUCUAACACGGCCAACGUGCUUGUUGUCCCUCAUGGGCCCACACUCACCAUCACCAUGACGAUUUCCAAUCAAGUAUUGGAUAGAGGGUCUGCAGAUUAUGUCGCUGGAUACUUCAGUGACGUGAUUGGAAGCCUGGCAAAUGAAGAGACAGUCUGCGAAUACCUUGUGUAA
Molecule: messenger RNA, 7227 nt
Organism: Penicillium egyptiacum
Lineage: Eukaryota; Fungi; Ascomycota; Eurotiomycetes; Eurotiales; Aspergillaceae
Source: the annotation of a GenBank genome assembly